UUCUUCCUGCACGUGAGUGUCCGAGAGAGAGAGAGAGAGAGAGAGAGAGCGAGAGCGAGAGGGACAUGGCGAUUCUUCAAUGCAACCUCACUCGCACUUCUUCUGCUUCCUCUUACUCUCGGUCUUCUUGUUCUCCGUUACUGCCGCCGGUUAAUCGCCAGUUUCCGGCUAAAUUUUCAUUGCUACACUCAUCCUCGAAAUUCCCAAGUCUAGGUGAUAAGAUUAAUUUGACAAAAAGGGACAAAAUUGCUGCAACUAGGACUAAUUGCUUUGCAAAAAUUGAGGCUAACACUGAAGUUGUGAAAGAGAAGAGUGUCUCUGUUAUUCUCUUGGCUGGAGGAAAGGGCAAAAGAAUGGGUGCAAGCAUGCCAAAGCAGUAUCUACCGCUUUUAGACCAGCCAAUCGCAUUGUAUAGUUUCUUCACUUUCUCGCGCAUUGCUUAUGUGAAGGAAAUUGUUGUGGUUUGUGAUCCAUCAUACAAGGAUAUUUUUGAAGAUGCCAGUGGGAAAAUCGAAGUAGGCUUAAAAUUCACCCUGCCUGGAAAGGAGAGGCAAGAUUCUGUGUACAGCGGACUUCAGGCUGUUGAUUUAAACUCUGAGCUUGUUUGCAUCCAUGAUUCUGCAAGACCCUUGGUAUCAUCUACUGAAGUAAUAAAGGUCCUUGAAGAUGGUUCGAUAAAUGGAGCAGCUGUACUUGGUGUUCCUGUUAAAGCUACAAUUAAAGAGGCAAACAGUGAAUCAUUUGUAGUUAAAACUCUGGACCGCAAAACCCUUUGGGAGAUGCAGACCCCUCAGGUGAUUAAGCCGGAGUUGCUUAGAAAAGGUUUUGAGCUUGUGAAUAGGGAAGGUCUCGAAGUCACUGAUGAUGUAUCUAUAGUGGAACACCUUAAGCAUCCCGUGUACAUCACCGAGGGUUUGUAUACCAACAUCAAGGUCACAACCCCUGAUGAUAUGUUACUUGCCGAGAGAAUAUUGGGCACAAGCUCUUUAGUGGGUAAAUGAGUUCAGUUUUGAUGAUUUUCUUUUUUGUGUAUAAUUUGUUGUUUGCGGUACAAGGUAGCAUUGGGGAGCCAUUUCAGUUGCUGCUGGAGGUAGUUGAGUCAGUUAAGAGUAUUGUAAUAUAAAUAAUAAAAAACAUGCGAUUGGAUUCAUUCUGGAAUCUGACUGUUGAUUUCUUCUGUAUACUCAUGUAGACUAUAAAUAAUUUGGGAGAAGGCCCGGAUGAUGAUGAUGAUUAUGGUAUUUAAGUUUUACCAUUUUGUUUCUGUU
Messenger RNA from Tripterygium wilfordii, 1268 nucleotides. Its product is annotated as 2-C-methyl-D-erythritol 4-phosphate cytidylyltransferase, chloroplastic. The record is from RefSeq and is a predicted model, not a curated record. Bases 66 to 1001 code for a protein of 311 amino acids. Gene Ontology annotation, molecular function: 2-C-methyl-D-erythritol 4-phosphate cytidylyltransferase activity. NCBI's taxonomy places the organism in Eukaryota, Viridiplantae, Streptophyta, Magnoliopsida, Celastrales, Celastraceae. Gene Ontology annotation, biological process: isoprenoid biosynthetic process. The transcript is spliced from 12 exons.